This is a messenger RNA of Passer domesticus (house sparrow), 1768 nucleotides long. RefSeq names its product zinc finger protein OZF-like. Gene Ontology annotation, biological process: negative regulation of transcription by RNA polymerase II. The transcript has 3 exons. Lineage: Eukaryota; Metazoa; Chordata; Aves; Passeriformes; Passeridae. Gene Ontology annotation, molecular function: DNA-binding transcription repressor activity, RNA polymerase II-specific. The record is from RefSeq and is a predicted model, not a curated record. Bases 1 to 1479 code for a protein of 492 amino acids.
AUGGAGGAGGAAGCUGUGAGGAAGAGGAAGAUUCCCUGGGACCACCAGGUAGACAAGGAGCUGAGGAUGGAGGCCAGGGAGGACAAAUCCCCACGGCAGAAACUCGUGGAAGAGGCUGUGUUGAGCAGCUCUACUGCACAUGAAUUUAACAAGAAGGAGAUUUCCCCGAGAUCCUGCAGGAUGAGGGGCUUCAAAUCCAGCCCAGGGUGCUCUGAGGAGGAAAGACCCACCCUGGGCCAGGAAGGUGGACAGAGCUUCAGCCAGAGCUCAGAGCUGGUGGUCUGUGAGAAGCUUCAUGAUGGGGAGCAGCCCUACAAGUGCUUGGAGUGUGGGAAGAGCUUCAGGCAGAGCAGCAGCCUGACCCGCCACCAGAUGAUCCACACUGGGGAAUGGGCCUACGAGUGUGGGGAAUGUGGGAAGGGCUUCAGCCGGAGGUCUCACCUCAUGAACCACCAACGCAUCCACACUGGGGAGAGGCCCUACGAGUGUCCUGAGUGCCAGAAGAAGUUUCACACCAACUCCAAUCUCCUCAGCCAUCAGCGCAUCUACACUGGAGAGCUUCCCUAUGACUGCCCCACAUGUGGGAAGAGAUUUCACGCCAGGUCCCAUCUCCUUUUGCAUGAGCGAAUUCACACAGAUGAGAGGCCCUUCUGCUGCCCUGACUGUGGCAAGGACUUCAAGCAAAACUCCCACCUCGUCACCCACCGGCGCAUCCACACUGGGGAGAGGCCCUACGAGUGUCCCCAGUGUGGACAGAGCUUCAGCCAGAGCUCAGAGCUGAUGGUCCAUGAGCAGCUUCAUGAUGGGGAGAAGCCCUACAAGUGCUUGGAGUGUGGGAAGAGCUUCAGGCAGAGCUGCCACCUGAUCUGCCACCAGAGGAUCCACACCGGGGAAUGGCCCUACGAGUGUGGGGAGUGUGGGAAGGGCUUCAGCUACAGAUCCACCCUUGUGACCCACCAACGCAUCCACACCGGGGACAGGCCCUAUGAAUGCCUUGAGUGUCAGCAGAGAUUUCAGACCCGCUCCACUCUCCUCAGGCACCAGAGGAUUCACAGCGAGGAGAGGCCCUUCCUCUGCCCCGACUGCGGGAAGGGCUUCAAGCAAAACUCCCACCUUGUCACCCACCAGCGCAUCCACACUGAUGAGAGGCCCUUCCUCUGCCCCGACUGUGGGAAGGGCUUCAAGCGCAAUUCCCAACUCGUCACCCACCAGCGCAUCCACACUGGGGAGAGGCCCUACGAGUGCCACACCUGUCAGAAGAGGUUUCACAGCAGCUGCAAUCUCCUCCUGCAUGAGCGGAUUCACAGCGAGGAGAGGCCCUUCCACUGCCCCGACUGCGGGCAGGGCUUCAAGCACAACUCCACUCUCGUCACCCACCGGCGCAUCCACACUGGGGAGAGGCCCUACCAGUGUCCCCAGUGUGGGAAGAGCUUCACCAGCAGCUCUAACUUGACCCAACACCAAUGGAGUCACCGGUAAGGGAAGCCCUGCAAAUGCCCCUGCUGCAGGAAGAGCUUCAUGAACUGCUCCAGCUUCAUCCCCCACUGGAUGACCCAUGCUGGUCAGAGCCCUGGUGAUCCAUGUUUCCUGUGAUCCAUGCUGGGAGGACACCUGUCCCUUUUCCUGCCCCUGCCAAUGACAUGAUGUGGAAUCGAAUAACAUGAGGUUGUGUCCAUGGCCGUGACAUUCCAUUCACUCCCACCUCUGGUCAUUGCCAGGGGCAGGAAAGGGAGUCUCUCUCUCCCCUCGAGGAGAAGGGUGUCCUUCC